This is a messenger RNA of Hermetia illucens (black soldier fly), 1924 nucleotides long. RefSeq names its product E3 ubiquitin-protein ligase RMND5A (gene Sou). The transcript has 6 exons. Gene Ontology annotation, molecular function: ubiquitin protein ligase activity; protein binding. Gene Ontology annotation, biological process: proteasome-mediated ubiquitin-dependent protein catabolic process. The record is from RefSeq and is a predicted model, not a curated record. Bases 257 to 1456 code for a protein of 399 amino acids. Gene Ontology annotation, cellular component: GID complex; cytoplasm; nucleus. NCBI's taxonomy places the organism in Eukaryota, Metazoa, Arthropoda, Insecta, Diptera, Stratiomyidae.
CGUUUUUCUGUCGGCUGUCACCAAUCGUCUUCGCAUUUUCUGACGUCCGAGAUAAAUGUUUUAUCCUCGUUCGACGCAAUUGACCACGACAGUGCGGGAAAAACUUAUUUUCAUUAACUCCAUUCGUCGGGUGACAGCGUGACUGCAAAGUGUUUAUAUUCCAUGAACGUUAUAUGAUUGAUUUGUCUCUCGCUUUCGCAAAAUAUCAGUGUCCGUUUCGUGUGCUAAGUCGCCAAGUGAAAGAACGUAGUGAAUUAUGGAAUCGUGCUCGGCGGUCGAAAGAGAAUUAGAUCGCGUUAUAGCAAAGUUCACAGAUAUCCGUGAGGAUUCUGAAAAUGUCAUCUCAGAUGUGACGAAUCUCUUCGAUUCGUUGAAAGACACCCUUACAGAUGACGAAGCGUCUUCACAAAUUUCAGAGAAUCAAGUGACAAUUUUGAAUGAAGCCUUCGCGAAAAUGAGAGAAAAAUUACAUCGGAUUACAACAGAACAUAGAGAAAUUCACGGCACAGUAAGCAAAGUGGGAAAGGUGAUUGACAGAAAUUUUGUAUCGGAUUUUCAAGCGACAGCCCGGAGUGAUGCAUUAGUAGAAGACCGUAAUAUGCAAAUGCUGAACAAACUUGUAGCAGAACACUAUAUUAGACAAGGCAUGGAUGAUGUGGCUGAAGCACUGAUUAGGGAAGCGGAAAUUCGGACAGAAUUCUCACCCAAAGUACGUGAGCAGUCUCAACAGUUUGCAGAAGUGUAUCAUAUUUGGGAAUGUAUAACAAAUCACAAUCUUUCACCUGCUUUGGAAUGGUCAGCUAAAUAUUCAGAAGAGUUGGACGCAAAGAAUAGCCCUUUAGAAUUCAAGUUACAUCGUUUAGCAUUUAUUCAGAUUCUCUCCCUAGGUGUAGGCGCACAGAGCGAGGCAAUCACAUAUGCCCGAACAAAUUUUGGAAAAUUCGUAAAUCGCUACGAAAAAGAAAUACAAAAUUUGAUGGGGUCAUUAAUUUAUUUACCAACUGGUAUUCACAACUCCCCAUAUAAACAUUUAAUGUCGCCAGAAUUAUGGACUGAGGCGGCAUACAUAUUUUUAAAAGAUUGUUGUAAUGUAUUAGGUAUAAGUAAGGAUUCGCCACUUUCAGUUGUAGUGAACGCUGGUUGCACUGCGUUGCCAGCAUUGUUGAAUUUGAAGCAAGUUAUGCAAUCACGACAAGUUUUGGGUAUAUGGAGCGGGCGAGAUGAAUUGCCGAUCGAAAUUGCUUUAGAUCCAGAAUUCCGAUUUCAUUCAGUAUUUGCUUGUCCAAUUCUACGGCAGCAAACAUCCGAUGAAAAUCCGCCAAUGAAACUAUCCUGUGGUCAUGUGAUAUCACGAGAUGCAUUAAAUAAACUGAGCAACGGACCAUUUACCAGGGUAAAAUGUCCGUAUUGCCCAAUUGAGCGGAGUCCAGAUGAAGCGAAACAUAUUUUCUUCUAAAUCAGCUCGUCAUCCUCGAUUGGAUGUUGACUUGACAACUUUUCUUUCAUGGAAUGUUUAUAUCCCAACAAGGGGCUUACACGACGAAGCCGCGAUCUAAAGGGGUCUGGCAGAUAGUGAGAGAAUUUUAAUAGAGAGAUGGCUUGUUCCGUCGUUUCUGUUUUAUCACACAUUUAGAGAUCAUAAGAUGCUGAUUAUUAUAUAUUUGACGUGUAAACGCCGUUAAUCAGAACGGAAAGUGGUAAACUAGUUUUUAGUACUAUGUGUCUUUCUUUUCUUGAAAUAUAAAGAAAUAGUCCCUACGGGAAUAAGUGAUAUGAGCCAAAAAUCUAUUGGUUUUCUUGUAUAGUCUGUGUUUUGUGUUCUCUAUUUCAUUAUUGAUUUGCGAGAUCAGUUUCUAACUUCAAAAAUAGCCCAUAAAAUUAAGGAAACAUUUAAAUAAAAUAAAAAUCUUACAAAUAAGGAAAA